GCCGGGGCGGGGCUUGGCCGCCCCCCAGCCCAAGACGCUCGGGUCCGGCAGAUGACACAGCGCGCCUGCGUCCCGCCCCGAGGAUCGGCGCCGCGCGCAGCUGGAGCUUCUGGGCACCAAUGGAGAACGGAGAAUUUUCAGGCUCAUCUGCGUUUACGGAUGGGUAUGGCGCGACAGAAAUAUCCGCUCUCUCCGAAGCCUUUCAGAAGCCCUUAGUACUCAGGCUUCUCGACAUGCACAAGCUUGAGGGGCUUGAGGAGCCCGAGGAACCCCAGGAGCCGGCAGAAGCCAACAAGCAGAGCCAGCGAGACCAAUGGAACGAGUUUGAUGAGCCCCAGGAGACAUCUGAACCCCACACGCCCUGUGACCCCCACGAACCCUAUGAGCCCCACAAGCCUUAUGAGCCCCACAAGCCCUAUGAGCUCCACGAACCGCAUGAGCCCCGCAAAGCCUACGAGCCCCACGCACCCCGCAAGCCCCGUAAGCCCCGCGAGCCCCGUAAACCCCGGGAGUCCCAUGUUCCCCGAGAGCCCCAGAAGCCCAACGAAGCCGAGUUGCUUCCCAGAGCUGCCGCAGUCGUGAUCUCCCCUUCUCUGAUGACCAGGUUCCCGCUAAGGAUUCCGCCUUCUUCCCUGAGCGAUCCUGGUCCCUGUGGCAUUGCAAGAAAAUGUUUUUUUUCUAGGAAGAGAAUCCAAGAUCUUUCUAGGCCUAAAAAGCAAUGGGGAACCCCAGAUAGAAAACUGUUUUGGGGGAAUCAAGAUCCUAUUUGCCCUAUUGCCCAGAUUGCUUUGAAAGCUCAGCUGACCAAAAGACUGGAGGACCUUGCCCAUCCCAAAGAAGUCUCCCACCGAUAUGUACCUAACAGGGCUCAGUAUUACUACAGCUGCGGUAGAGAGUCUGUAAUCUGGGAGAUCCCUUCUCCUGCACUGUUUAACCAACCCUCCAAAAGGAUCCAGAAGCUGGCACUGCCCAACAGAUUCAAGAAAGAAUAUCUAAUAAAGAGGCCUUACAGUGAUUACUUAACAAGAGAUUCUCUUCAAAUCUCUUAUCCUUCUGCCCGGAUAUUACGACUCUCAAUACCCAAAGCCACAAAUCCAAACUACGUUCCUCCAAAAAGGAUUGAAACCAAGAUUUCAAUUCCUGCCCUGACUGCUGUUGCAACUCCAAGAACUGUAGACCUUGCCCAUCCAAGGAUCAAGAUAGAGGGUCUGUGCUUUGAAAGAGAACGAAGUGAGCUGCCCAUCCGUCCUAUAUCCCGUGCUGCCUUGCUAUACAAACCUAGCCCUCGAAUAAUAGCUCUAGCUAAGGCCAGGCCUCUUCAUCAAGAUUAUCUUCCUGACCGUGAUGCCCACUGGCCGGUAUCUUAUGCUGCUAUCCAUUGCAAAAUAUCUCCCAGAAUUCAAGAACUAGCUAAUCCAACAAGGUCUCCUGUACACAUUAUAUAUUAUGAUCCAGAUGUCUUUAAAGUCAAGCCAGCUGCUUUGAAAACACAGUGUUCUCCAAGGAUCCACGAGUUGGCAGAACCUCUUGUGCAUUAAAUACAGAAAGCCCCUUCUAGUUAUGUGUCUAGAAAACAUAAUAGGUGACUUAGUUCCCUACUCUGGUCCCAUCACCUUGUGUUCCUGUAUCCCCCCGAAAACCAUAGAGACCCCCAGGGAACACCACUGUGACCAUCGAAUGGCAAUUCCUGCUAUUAUCCGUAGUCAUGUCUUUAGCAGAUUUGGAGACUGGAGCACGCAAUAAAAGAGAAACUGAGA
Callorhinus ursinus (northern fur seal) is the source of this 1757-nucleotide messenger RNA. It is a transcript of the gene SPMAP2L, whose product is annotated as sperm microtubule associated protein 2 like. Lineage: Eukaryota; Metazoa; Chordata; Mammalia; Carnivora; Otariidae. The record is from RefSeq and is a predicted model, not a curated record.